AUGGGUGGAAGCUUUUCCUUUAAAGAAUCUAGGUCUAAAACCGUUGCGGAAACGUUUUUUAGUCAGAUCAUUUCUAGGCACGGAGAUCCUUUAGAGGUUCACACCGAUCAAGGGAGGAACUUCGAAUCGAAGAUUUUCCGUGAACUUUCAAACAUGUUAGGAAUCAAGAAAACAAGAACAACUACUCUUCAUCCACAAUCGGAUGGACAGAUAGAAUGUCAACAUCGAACGAUUCUAGACUAUUUGGCGAAAUUUGUCUCUGAAAAUCAAAAAGACUGGGGUUGGUGGAUCCCACUUUUCCUGUUGGCAUAUAGAACUUCUAAGCACGAGGCGACCGGACUAACUCCGACGGAACUUUAUCUUACUCAAGAUCUUAGGUUGCCGAUAGAUUUAUUACGCGGAAAUCCACCUAAGGUCCCGGAAGAGAAUUCUUUUGUGGGCUAUUUAGGUAAAGUUAAAAAGAAACUGGAGGACUUACACGAGGGAGUGAGGAAGAAGGUGGACAUUAAAUCUUCUUUAACUAAGACCUGGUAUGAUCAAAAAGCUAGGCAGAUCCAUUUUGAAGAGGGACAGCAAGUUUGGUUUUAUAAUCCUCGUAGAACGAAAAGGAAAGCUCCUAAAUUACAAUGUAAUUGGGAGGGCCCUUAUCAUGUUGUUAAGAAACUCGGUGAUGUGUAUUGUAUUCGCAAGUCGAACCAACGUAAAAAUAAAAUUGUACAUACUGAUAGACUGGCACCUUAUUUGGAGAGACAUUUAAUGUAG
Messenger RNA from Cyphomyrmex costatus, 762 nucleotides. RefSeq lists its product as uncharacterized. Gene Ontology annotation, molecular function: nucleic acid binding. Gene Ontology annotation, biological process: DNA integration. The transcript has a single exon. The record is from RefSeq and is a predicted model, not a curated record. The coding region runs from base 1 to 762 and encodes 253 amino acids. NCBI's taxonomy places the organism in Eukaryota, Metazoa, Arthropoda, Insecta, Hymenoptera, Formicidae.